UCGAAAAUCAUAGAACAAGAAGACCCAGAUCGAUCCAGAUGAAAGCUGCUCCUCCAUUUUACCUCUCCUUCUAGUUUGGAUGAAGCUGAGCUCUGAGCGCAAUAACUGUUAAAGGACAGUUAAAACGAAGCUGCGAACACAGAUCAGGGGGCAGCAGCUCCAGCGGUGGUGGAUCACAGCAAUGGCGGACAUUUCUGAAGCAGUGAAAGAAGAGUAUAAAGAAUACAAGCUGGACGACAACAUCCUGGAGGCUGAUAUCCACCAGAUGUCGAUGGUUCAAGAAGGAGUUCCUGUAGGCCACAGACCUUGUGCUGACCUUCAUGACCCCAACCCCCAUGACAUAAAAGAGGAACAAGAAGAGGUCCAUGUCAGUCUGGGGGGACAGCGGCUCAAUGGGAAGGAAGUGAUUGAUGCCAUCCCGUUUUCAGUAACUGCUACUCCUGUAAAGACUGUCGACGAUAACCAGUCCCCUCUGUCCUCACAACAUUAUCCAGACCAAAUAAAAGAUGGGAUACAAAGUCAAGGAGAUAUGGCUGCUUCUUUUAAGAUGGAAGAUACUGAGGAGGAGGAAGGGAACACUAAUAUCAAGCACUCUGUCUCUGAGCUGCAACACUUAUCAGAUGCUGGACUUAAAACAAACCAUAUGGAUGGAGCUCCUCAGUCAGAUGGAAGUAUUAACAAGCCUUUUAGCUCUUCUGAAUUUGCUGAGCAUUUUCUUCACUAUUGCUUGCUUCAAAAAGACACGAUUGAUUCGAAAAUGGGGUCUUCAAGCUUGCAAGAUAAUACAAAUUUUACAGAGAAGAAGAAAGUGGACUCUGGAAAGAAAUUGCAGGAAGGUUUGAAAUUUAGUUGUGAUGACUGUGGUAAAAUAUUUGAUAGAAAACAAAACUUAGAGAUUCAUAGGCAAAUUCACACAGGACAUAAACCUUACGGUUGUGAUAUGUGUGUAAAAAGAUUUGGCCAUAAAGCCAAUUUGAAGGCCCACAUUAAAGUCCACAGAGAACAGAAACCUGUCUUUUGUGAUGUGUGUGGACGAAGAUGUAACCGAAAAGCAACUUUAAACAGGCACAUGAGAGUCCACACUGGAGAGAAACCUUAUUGUUGUGAUCUCUGUGGACAAAGAUUUAGCACCAAAGGAAAUUUAAACACACAUGUGAGAAUCCACACUGGACAGAAACCUUUCUGUUGUGAUCUGUGUGGACAAAGAUUUACUCAAAAAGCAACUUUAAACACGCAUGUAAGGAUUCACACAGGAGAGAAACCUUUCUGUUGUGAUAUGUGUGGACAAAGAUUUAGCGAUAAAGGAAAUUUAAGCAAACACGUGAGAACCCACACAAGGCAGAAACCCACAGGACAGAAGCCUUUCUGUUGUGAUCUCUGUGGGCAAAGAUUUGGUUAUAAAGGAAAUUUAAAAAUACACAUGAAAAGCCACUUAGGACAGAAACCUUUCUGUUGUGAUUUAUGCGGUCAAAGAUUUACCCGAAAAACAACUUUAAACACGCACAUGAGAAGUCACACAGAACAGAAACCUUUCUGUUGUGACAUCUGUGGACAAAGGUUUAAUGAAAAAUCAACUCUAAACAGGCACAUGAGAAUCCACACUGGAGAGAAACCUUUUUGUUGUGAUUACUGUGGACAAAGAUUCAAUGACAAGGGAAAUCUGAAGACACAUAUAAGAAUUCACACUGGGCAGAAACCUUUCCGUUGUGAUCUCUGUGGUCAAAGAUUUACCCAAAAGGCAACCCUAAACAAACAUAUGAGUAUACACACAGGAGAGAAACCUUUCUGUUGUGAUCUCUGUGGACAGAAAUUUAGUGAUAGAGGCAAAUUAAACAGACAUGCACGAGUCCACACGGGACAGAAACCUUUUGUGUUGUAAUUUCUAUCGGCAAAUAGUCAGCCAAAAGGGACAUCAAAAGAUUCAUUAUGGGUUCCAAUUCUUGCUUUAAAUGAUUAAAGCAAGAAUCCGCUAACCUGACAACAGCCAGAUGCAUGUCUAGCUCCGCCUAGCUCCACUCACAUACAUCUGGGAACCCGCCAUAGGAAUUGCCUUUACUGAAGGCUGGGCCUUAUCAAAACUUCUUGCAUAUGAUUGGAUAAGCCACUUGUCUGUCAUCUUUAUCGACGUGCUAUUUCAACCACUCACACCGAAGCUAACCCGUGACGCUGUGAGAGCUACGCAGGGAAAAAACAAAACAGAACAGCCGACAUCUUGGAUAUAGCAACAGUGGAAUCAGCGCAAUGUCGGUAAAUGAUCAAUGUCGUUUGUGCCAUGAAAAUGUGCUGAUAAGAGGCAACAUUGUGCACAGCAAACUUAUUUAAAAAAAAGAAGCCAACCAAAAAAGUAUAGAUGAACGACUUACAGAAAUCGCUUCUCCACUACGUCACAUCCAGGAAACACCCGCCCUGCGUCUUGAUUGGCCAGACCAUACAUUUGGUUGGGGAAAUCACUUUCAAUGAGCGGUGUCCCAGAUGUAUGUGAGUGGAGCUAGGCGGAGCUAGACAUGCAUCUGGCUGUUGUAAGAUUAAGAAUCCGCACCAAAACUGUACAAUUGCCUUUGACUGUGAAUCAUUUGUGCAUUAAAGGUAUUUGUCACACUUGA
Molecule: messenger RNA, 2603 nt
Organism: Cyprinodon tularosa
Lineage: Eukaryota; Metazoa; Chordata; Actinopteri; Cyprinodontiformes; Cyprinodontidae
Product: gastrula zinc finger protein XlCGF57.1-like
Exons: 2
Coding region: 182-1879 (565 amino acids)
Biological process (GO): regulation of transcription by RNA polymerase II
Molecular function (GO): DNA-binding transcription factor activity; RNA polymerase II cis-regulatory region sequence-specific DNA binding
Source: RefSeq, a predicted model, not a curated record